Messenger RNA from Vicia villosa (hairy vetch), 372 nucleotides. Its product is annotated as vesicle-associated protein 1-2-like. Gene Ontology annotation, cellular component: endoplasmic reticulum membrane; plasma membrane. Lineage: Eukaryota; Viridiplantae; Streptophyta; Magnoliopsida; Fabales; Fabaceae. Gene Ontology annotation, biological process: endoplasmic reticulum membrane organization. The coding region runs from base 1 to 372 and encodes 123 amino acids. The record is from RefSeq and is a predicted model, not a curated record. The transcript is spliced from 4 exons.
AUGCAAGCUCAAGAAGAAACACCUCCUAACAUACAAUGCAAAGAUAAAUUUCUAAUUCAGAGCAUAGUUGCAAAGAUGGGAGCAACCACAGAAGAUAUUACUUCAGAAAUGUUUAAUAAAAACUCGGGUUCUAAAAUUGAAGAGUGCAAACUAAGAGUUAUUUUUGUUGAACCUUCUCAACCAUCAUCUCGAAUUCAAGAAGAAUCGGUUGAAUAUUUAUCUUCUCGCUCAGAUCAGGCAGCUGCACUUAUUUUAAAAUUAAUUGAGGAGAGGGAUAGUGCUAUUAAGCAAAAUAAUAGACUGGAGCAAGAACUGGAGUUUUUGAGGAGUAAAGCCAACAAUGACGGUUAUAUAAAGCAGGCAUGUCAAUGA